Molecule: messenger RNA, 1763 nt
Organism: Mustela lutreola (European mink)
Lineage: Eukaryota; Metazoa; Chordata; Mammalia; Carnivora; Mustelidae
Gene: GJB1
Product: gap junction protein beta 1
Exons: 2
Coding region: 221-1072 (283 amino acids)
Biological process (GO): cell communication
Cellular component (GO): connexin complex
Source: RefSeq, a predicted model, not a curated record
UUGAUCUGAAUUCUAAAGGGCGUUGUUCAGAGCCCCACAAAGGUCCCAUUGUGCAGACACUGGGUAUAAAGCAGCAUAUGACUCCCCAGCACCGGGCGGCGAUGAAUUGGAACGCAGGCGCGGAUGCAGGGACCACUCCCGCUGCACAGACAUGAGACCAUAGGGGACCUGUCUGGGUGGCCUCAGGGAUAGGCGCUCCCCAAGGUGUGAAUGAGGCAGGAUGAACUGGACCGGUUUGUACACAUUGCUCAGUGGCGUGAACCGGCAUUCUACUGCCAUUGGUCGCGUAUGGCUGUCGGUCAUCUUCAUCUUCAGGAUCAUGGUGCUGGUGGUGGCCGCCGAGAGCGUGUGGGGUGACGAGAAGUCCUCCUUCAUCUGCAACACCCUGCAGCCCGGCUGCAACAGCGUCUGCUACGACCACUUCUUCCCCAUUUCCCACGUGCGCCUGUGGUCCCUGCAGCUGAUCUUGGUGUCCACCCCAGCUCUCCUCGUGGCGAUGCACGUAGCUCACCAGCAGCACAUAGAAAAGAAGAUGCUGCGACUUGAGGGUCACGCGGACCCCCUGCACCUGGAGGAGGUCAAGAGGCACAAGGUCCACAUCUCAGGGACGCUGUGGUGGACCUAUGUCAUCAGCGUGGUCUUCCGGCUGCUGUUUGAGGCCGCCUUCAUGUAUGUCUUCUACCUGCUCUACCCCGGCUAUGCCAUGGUGCGGCUGGUCAAGUGUGAGGCCUACCCCUGCCCCAACACGGUGGACUGCUUCGUGUCCCGGCCCACCGAGAAAACCGUCUUCACGGUCUUCAUGCUGGCCGCCUCGGGCAUCUGCAUCAUCCUCAACGUGGCCGAGGUGGUGUACCUCAUCAUCCGGGCCUGUGCCCGCCGAGCCCAGCGCCGCUCCAAUCCGCCCUCUCGCAAGGGCUCGGGCUUCGGCCACCGCCUCUCACCUGAGUACAAGCAGAAUGAGAUCAACAAGCUGCUGAGCGAGCAGGAUGGCUCCCUGAAAGACAUACUGCGCCGCAGCCCGGGCAGUGGGGCUGGGCUGGCUGAGAAGAGCGACCGCUGCUCUGCCUGCUGAUGCCGCACACAAGGCAACCUCCCCUCCUGCACCCCUCCCCCUGUCCCCCAUCCCCCUGCCCCUGGCCCUGCCCUCCUUCUCCCCUGCAGGGUGCAGGCCUCUGCCUGCUAGGGACUGCAGACCAAGAUCAAUGGAAAUCUCCCUUUUUUCCCUGGUUUCCCUUCCUCCCCCCCCACCCCCACCCCUGCCUUCUGUCUUGGGGGGCCAGAGGGGUGGGGAGCCCAAGGCUGGCCAGGCCAGUGCUCAAGGGUGGGGUGAGGGGGCAGGGGGCGGCUCUUCUUGUCUGUACUCCCUUUCUGCUUCCCUCUCCCUCUUCCUGGGGCCACUGGGGGACAAGAGAUAUGAUGCUCUGACAGCAUCUCCAAUUAUGAAACUAAUCUUAACCCCGUGUUGUCAGAUACCCUAUUUCUGGAGUCACAUCAGCAGGGAGGGACGUGGGCAAGUAGAAUGGAAGGAGGGUUCUCUGGACAUGUGGGUGGAGAAGGGAGGGUAGUCAAGGCGAGAAAAGGAGGAACAGCACUUUGCUGGCCACAAGGAGGAGGAGGACAUGUCUUGGAUGGAGGAAUUAGGGAGGGAGGAGCAGGCAGAUAAAUUGGAGUGGGGGUUGGUUAGGACCGCCUUUGCCUCUCGUUCCCAAGGCCUCUCUGUGCCUGAAAUGUUACACAUUAAACAGGAUUUUACAGUAAACGAA